UUCCUGGGCUCCGGGGCCUGGAUUUUAAGCGAUAUAUCAAUAAAUCCCAUCUACCUUCCGGGCACAAGUCCGUCCCCGGGCGCACCCCGCAUGGAAGGUGCUACAGGUAUCAGUUUGGUGUGUGUUCUUGUUUGAUAUCUGUGAGUGCAAGUACAACAACUGGCUUGUUUGCUGCUCCCUCUUGAGUGCCCAGCAGACCCCAAAGAGAUCAAGAGAGACCAAGAUCACUUUCAUGGGAAGGAACAUGAGUUUCCCCUGGAAAUUGCUCAAGAAGAGGAUGGAAGGGGCCAUUUAAAAUAGAUUAGAAGCUGCAGGCUGCAACACUGGGGCCAGAGGGCUGGCUGUGGAAAACUCUGUUGGGUUGUUAUCUCUCACGGAAGAGUUCCAGGUGCCUUUUUGCUUCCUGCAAAGCAAAGGAAGAAAAGGAGAAGACCAUGUCUAUAGCGUUGAAGCAGGUGUUCAACAAGGACAAGACUUUCCGGCCCAAGAGGAAAUUUGAACCUGGCACACAGAGGUUUGAGCUCCACAAGAGGGCUCAGGCAUCCCUCAACUCGGGUGUGGACCUGAAGGCAGCUGUGCAGCUGCCCAGCGGGGAGGACCAGAAUGACUGGGUAGCUGUGCAUGUGGUGGACUUCUUCAAUCGGAUCAACCUUAUCUAUGGCACCAUCUGCGAGUUCUGCACUGAGCAAACCUGCCCUGUGAUGUCGGGGGGCCCCAAAUAUGAAUAUCGGUGGCAGGAUGACCUCAAGUAUAAGAAGCCAACUGCACUGCCAGCUCCCCAGUACAUGAACCUUCUCAUGGAUUGGAUCGAGGUCCAGAUAAACAAUGAAGACAUAUUUCCAACAUGUGUGGGUGUUCCCUUCCCAAAGAACUUCCUUCAGAUCUGCAAGAAGAUCCUGUGCCGCCUUUUUCGGGUCUUUGUCCACGUCUACAUUCACCACUUCGACCGGGUCAUUGUGAUGGGCGCAGAGGCCCAUGUCAACACCUGCUACAAACACUUCUAUUACUUCGUCACAGAGAUGAACCUCAUAGACCGCAAGGAGCUGGAGCCCUUGAAAGAGAUGACGAGCAGGAUGUGUCACUAAUGCCCCACCUGACCCCUUCGAAGAAAGAGGAAAGCUGUUUGUUCCUGGAGUUCCAGGUGGGCAGGUGGGAGACCUCGCGGGAUGAAAUGGUGAUGGACUUCAGGAGCAGGCGAGCUGUAGACAAGGGGUGAUUCCUGAGAGACGUCCCCCAUCCCUUCCUGUGCUCUUAACCCCGAGUGCUGCUAGCCACGACCUGUGCACCAGCCGACCACAGCGUGAGAGAAGGACUGCCCCUCUGCUCCUGGCUCUGGAGGAAGCCUCCUGGUUGUGUGGCAGUUCUGCCUGGGACUUGCGCCCAAGCUGUGCUGGAAUUCAGGUUAUGAGACCGAGAUACUGUUUGUACUUUUCCACCUAUCUGUCUUGUCCACUGGCUGACUUUUCUGUAUGUAUUUUCUAAGUACCAAGUGCAUUUGGAUCUCUGGUUACAAAGCAAAUUUUUCUACAACGAGCCUUCCUUUCAGGUCCCUGAGGACUCCCACCCAGAUCCUGUGGCACUGGCACUGUCUUCCUAACGGGCGGUUUUAUCAGGGACACUCUGAGGGGCGGCUGGUCUCUGCCCCUAACAGGGUCUACACCCUGUAACUACAGGGAAGAGACUGGUUUCUAGCAGGAUGCGACCACAUAACCAGUUCACCCUGAGUGUUCUUUAUAACCACUCCAUUCCCUGUUUCUUCCAUUCGAAAUAUUUUUCCUGUUUCCCAGAAGAGGAACAAAAGGAAGUUAUAAAUGAGUAAGGAUGAUCAGCAGAAGCCCUGAGCCAGACUAGUGCAGUGUUUGUUCUUUAUUAGGGGGUAGGGAGUCAUGGCUGUCUCUGCAUAAUACUAAAAUUUCAGUGAAAAGAAAAAGUACAAUUGCUUACUGGUACAUGUAGCUCAGACUCUCUGAGCAUUGACAUGGAACCUUCCUAGCUGGCCCUCUGAGCUUUUAAAUGCAGCCCAUGUUUUCUUCCUCUUCCUCUUCCUCUUCCGCUGUAUUAUAUUAUGGCAUAAAAUUACUUUCUGUCCCAAUGAGUGUGCCACAGUUGCCAAGGCAACUGUGGAGCUGGAGCUCACUUCCUCCUUCCAUCCUUCCCAGGUCUUGAGCUCCAGUAGACAGAAUAACAUUCUUUGCUACGCCCUGCCUGUUGGAACCUCCAUGAGUUGUGCUUCAAGAAUGUUGCCUUCUCUGAUUCACCCGUGAAUCUACGGUUACCCCGAAAGCCUGUGACUAGGCAGUGAUAAUACUUGCGGUGAUCAUUUGCCUAUGACAAAAUCGCAAUUGGUGGAGGGAAGUAGAUAAGAAUGUAUUAGUGCAUUUUAAUGUGAUACCGAUUAAAGAAUCACUAAACAACUCUGAUUUCGUUUCAUUUCACGUGAAGUAUUGAAGCCAUGGGUGGCUGCCAGAGCCCAGGAAGCAUGAAAUCUUCUUGGUCCAAACUGAGAAAGGGCCGACUGUGGGGCGCGGGGACUUUCUGCGUUGACCUAACCUGGCGAGCCAACCCUUGCUCUGCAUCUCGUCCCAGCUGUCUCUUGGGAUCCAAAUCCUGCUACCUCUCUCCAAAUUGUUGUGCUCUCAACAGGCACUGCCCCGCCCCCAUUUUUGAGACAAGGUAGGCCAAGAUCUUUUAGCAUCAUUUUUGGCUGAAAGAAUAUUUGACUGUGCUAAGAAUCCAGAGAAAAAGAAAUCAAGAACCCCCCUCAAUGCACAGUAAGUACGCUACAUGAAACGCCGGAUGGAGGGACGAGAGGGGCCGGUUGGAAGCGGAAAGCCAGAGUCCUGCGUUAAAAACUGAGUCUUUCCCCGCAUUUCCAUCAAAUAAGAUACUGGACUUGGAAGACAUUUGUCACUAAUUCUUUCUAAUGUUAUUUCUGUUAACUGUUUGUGCAUAUGCAAUUUUCAUUCAACUUAAAAAUCCAAACAUUUUUUCAACUUCUGGAACAGUUCCUCCCUGGUUGCAUUGCUAAUUGCUCUAAUCAGCUCCUCUAGGAUAAGUUCUGGCACACAACUCUCAUUUUUUAAUUACAGAGUAUUUUUGUUCCCACAGACCUUGUUUGGCAAAUCCUAAAGAAAAUCGUUACAGGCGGGUUUUUUGUGUUAGUCUCCCUGGCCCGACUACAUCAUCAGUAUGUAUCUCAUUGUAAGCGGAGGUCUGAGCUCCCGGCAGCCCACAGGUGUCAGUGGCUCUCUGGGCUGAAGACUGACACCUCUGAACCUGGCCUAGGUAGAACCUUGGCUUCUUCCUCUGAACCUGGCUGGCUCCCCUUCAUUUCCCAUGGUUGUUUCAGUUGAAUUAUACAGGUAGCUACUAUUAUUUCUUUCUGAGAAAUUUCAAAAGGGAAAUACUUCAAUGGACAUCAAUAUACCCAUUACCUGCAUCUAUUGUUAACAUUCACUUAAUUGCUAGCAUUUCCAUAUUUUCUCUCUCUCUCUGUAAAUAUACAUUUUUAUUGAUGAACCAUUUCAAAAUAUGUUACAGACAUCAUAAAACUUUAAAAUACUUUAUCAAUUAUGCCCAAAAUGUUUAUCUAUUUUGUUUUAAAUCCAAAAGCUAAUGAAGAAUCACACAUUGCCAUUCGGUUGUCAUUCUCUCAAGGUAAUGGGUUGGAGUUUGUGUGUGUGUCUGUGUGUGUGUGUGUGUGUCCUUCAGGACACUGCCUUAAAAGGUUAGGCCCGUUCCACACUCUGGGACUCUGCUUCUCUGUCAUCUGUCAUUAUUAGAUUCAGGAUAAACUUUUUUAGCAAGAAUGUUAUAUAUAUAAUGUUGUCUCUUUUCUAUUGCAUUAAAUCUGGAAGUGCAUAAUGUCUAGUUGUCUCAUGAUGUUAAGCUUGAUCAGUGGGUUCAGGUGUUUUCUGUCAGACCCACUCAUUAUAAUGUUCUGUAAUUCGUUAUGAAACUCUGAAACUCGGCGCACACACGUUUUACAAAUGUGCACAGCCUUUCUUACUAUUCUCAAGGAGGACCAAGAGCUCCCAAGGAUUGCAACCAUUGCAGUUAGAAGAUGCAGUAGUGACAAAGAACUCAUCUCUUUCCAUUUAACAGAGGUAAAGGGAAACCCAAAUGUUCCCUAUGCAGGCAGUACACAAGCAUGCUGGUUAAUGAGAAGUUACAUGGUCCCUGCAUCCAGAGUGGAAAUGUAUGUAAUGUCUUUUUUUCCCAUCCCCAAUGACCCCUCAUUCAGACCCAUGUUUAUUUUAGAGAGCAUGCACUUUCACUGAAAAGCAUGCAUUUUGUGCCCAAGAGCAAAAAAUUGGGGUGGUGUAGAUAUUACAAAGGGACAAAGUUUGUAUACAGAUAUGAAGUAUAUAUGUGGUAUGAUCAUUUCAUGGGGGUAGAGGAUGAUUUGAAUUAAAUGUCUAAAAUGUUUCUUAGGAGGGUAACAAUUAAAAGGGAGUCAUUUGAGAAUUCUCAUGUAGAGUCAGUUCCUGCUUCCAAAGUGGUUAAUUUUCUCUCUUGAAGUGUUUUCUCAUUUCUGAGGGGCAGAAAUGAAUGAAAGCAACUUUUAGAGAUUUCUUAAUCCGUCCCUUCUACCCUCCCAAACUAUAUGAGUAACAUUCCAGGUGAAAAAAUCAAUUCUACUUUCAAAGACUGUCAGGCAUAGAGAUUCUACAUUGUCCUUGAGUAUAACACACCGAACACUUUACACCAUCUGAAACUUCCAUUCAACUUGAACCAAACUAUUAGCUUUGAGUCUCAGCUCACCUUUUUAGAAUCCCACAUUUUAAAAAGAUCCAAAGGCUAAAUAGAAUAAGUAAAAACAUAAUAAAUGAGAGCUUUAUUUGCAUGCCUAUUAAGUAUUUAAAGACCAACACUGGUUGCCCUUCAGCCUUCUUUCCUUUAACACCCUCCGAUGGACAGAGUCUCCCAGAAGCCUUGUUGCCCUCGUACCCACAUUUCUGUGCCCCCACCUGAAACCUUGCCAAAGCUCCCCCUGUCACUGUGCACUGGAGUGUAACCAGGAGUGAACCGGGAGAAAAUUAUUGCACGUUUUCUACAAAUCAUAUUGUGCCUUUGCUAAAUCCUGACUUGACUGUUAUACAUUUACCAUUUUUUGUUAUAUUUCCCCACACUAAAUUCAUAUCUAUAUUAUAGUCAACUAUUUUGACUCAUCUUGAUUUUUCCUUCCCUCCUACAUUUAACAUUUCUCAUGAGAUCACACUGUCUGCUUUAAACACCUCUUUAAUUGGCAGAGUAUUAAGGGACUGGGAGAGAGUUCUUCUCAGCUCAUGGUGGUGAUUUAUGCCAAUUCAUCAUCCUGGUUGGUCAUGGAUGGAAGCACAGCACUUCCUAUGGUCUCUCACCUUCCACCACAGCCACACCCCUUAGGUUUCACACAGGAGAAAUGUCAUGGGAAAAGCCUGGGCACAUUGUGGAGAAAUGUGUACAAAGGCAAAGUCCUAAAAGGAGUCAGGUGUGUCACUUGGGUAACACUGUUGUCAUUGGUUCUUGGGUCAUUUUGGUCCUUGAUGAUGCAGGUGAUUCUCUUAGAAUUACCCAAACAAACUGUGGUUUGGAAGUAAUAGAUUUUUGCUGCUUUAGAAUGUAUAUCAAUUUAAAAAAAACUUUUUAUAACAGACUCCCUCUGGGCAGUUAUUAAUUCUGAGUAAGAAGAUUUCAGUGAGCAAAUAAGAAUCUUUGUGACUUUUAGAGGGAAGAGUCUGGUUCUAGUCUGACAAUUAAGCUGUUCUAUUACCUUUUAGUGUUCUAAUUCCAAAGUUUUACAAUAUCUUUUCUAAUUGCAUCAGAAAAACAUGAGCACCAUAUUUUUAGCUCCAUUUGUGAUUAAAUUAAGGGUUUGACUAGAAGAACAUACUAACACAGUUAAAUCAGUUAGAAAAGCAAAAUA
Artibeus jamaicensis (Jamaican fruit-eating bat) is the source of this 5908-nucleotide messenger RNA. RefSeq names its product MOB kinase activator 3B (gene MOB3B). The transcript is spliced from 5 exons. Bases 435 to 1085 code for a protein of 216 amino acids. The record is from RefSeq and is a predicted model, not a curated record. Gene Ontology annotation, biological process: signal transduction; positive regulation of protein phosphorylation. NCBI's taxonomy places the organism in Eukaryota, Metazoa, Chordata, Mammalia, Chiroptera, Phyllostomidae. Gene Ontology annotation, cellular component: cytoplasm; nucleus. Gene Ontology annotation, molecular function: protein kinase activator activity.